AUGAACCCACAAUUCAAGCUGGAGAAACUACAUCUGUUAGGGUGCAGUAUUACAAAGAAACAGAGUCUCAUCCUGACUUCAGCUCUGAAAUCAAACCCGUCACACCUGAGAGAGCUGGACCUGAGCAGGAAUAAUCUAGGAGACUCUGGAGUGAAAAACCUCAGUGAUCUACUGAUGAACCCACAAUUCAAGCUGGAGAAACUACAUCUAUAUCACUGUGGCAUUACAGAUGUUUCUUCUUUAACUCAGUCUUUGACGAACUCAAAAGCUCUGCAGUUUUUAAAAGAGCUUGAUCUGAGACUCAAUAAGAUCGGAGACUCAAAGCAGCGGCUCAGAGACGAGCUACGAGACUCAAACUGUGACCUGAGAGUAGAUGAAGAUCGAUCAUCAAACAUCUCUGAUGAAGAUCAUUCACCAAACUCUAAUGAAUUCUUUAUAUCAUAGUUUGAAAUCAUCAUGAGAGGAUCAGAAACCAUCAGGUGAUCCACAGAAGAGUCUCACUGCUGUCUAUGAGGAGAAAUACAUGUGUAAAUGUGUUUCAUACAGGUGGAAGAGACUCAGACUUCACUAUUAAAUAAAGCAGCGUGUGUGUUAGCAUGCGUAUUAGAAACAUGUGAUAUUGAAUAAUUAAUGUUGGUUUAUUAUUCAGCCAAAUGAUGGUUUAGUUGUAAUUAAAGGUGGAACAGAGGAAGAAGCUCAGAUGAGUGUCAGCAGAAAUCUUCACUAUCAGGCCUGCAAAUAUAAUAA
Pimephales promelas (fathead minnow) is the source of this 747-nucleotide messenger RNA. The record is from RefSeq and is a predicted model, not a curated record. NCBI's taxonomy places the organism in Eukaryota, Metazoa, Chordata, Actinopteri, Cypriniformes, Leuciscidae.